UCCGGCGAGUCGGACAGCGGGAGGCACCCGGUUUUUCCCGCCCCUUCCUAUCCACCUAUUUAUGUUCGGGUCGCUGAAGGCGGACAGAUUCUUCCCGAGCCUUUGCUGGAUGCGCGACGGCCGCGAGGGGCGGCGCUGGCUUGCUAGAUCGGAACAGGCAGAGGCGAGUGGGCUGCACGCCGGCCAGAGGGAGCGUUUGAGGCCAGGCUUGAAAGAGAACGGGACAGGAUGGUGUCUCUCUAUCGCUCCUUGCUGGUCCCCACUCGCCUGGUGCUGAAGGUCUCCGAUGCUCUAACUUGGCUGGUCGUGUACAGCGUCGCUUGCCUUGCUGCAGUUCGCUACAGCUGCUGGGCGCUCUGGUUGGUGCUGAGGAAGGGCCCCAGCCAGGUGUUCCGCAGGAGGCAGCGGUACACACCUCCAAGCUGCCUCACAGAUUCUAGUUAUGGGGAGCAACGAUUUCUGACACUCAAGAAGUCUGGGCUGCGUCUCCACUAUGUUCAGGCUGGCCAGGAAGGGGCACGGCUGAUGCUCCUCUUGCACGGAUAUCCCCAGAACUGGUUUACAUGGCGCCAUCAACUGAAGGAGUUUAAGAAAGCAUUUAAGGUUGUGGCACUUGAUUUGCGAGGCUAUGGUUUUUCUGAUGCUCCAGAAGGCUGUAGGAAGUAUAAGAGAGAUUUGCUGGUUGAAGAUAUACGAGGGGUUGUUGAAGCCCUCGGCGCCACUGAGCAGGCUGGGCCUGCUAAGUGCAUCCUGGGAGGCCAUGACUGGGGUGGCGUGAUUGCCUCAGAAUUUGCUGCUACUUACCCCAACAUGGUGGAGAAGCUGAUGCUCCUGAACACUGCCCCAGCACAUGUCUUGCUAGAAUAUUUCCUUCAGCAUCCAAUGCAGAUGCUACGAUCCUCCUACAUUUUCCUGUUCCAGUUCCCAGUGCUGCCAGAGUUCCUGCUGUCCUUGAAUGACUUCCAUAUAAUAAAGAAUUCCAUGACCAGCAAAGAAACAGGAAUCCAGAAUCCAGCACACUAUCUCACGGAGGACGAGUUGGAGGCUUAUCUGUACAGCCUUGCAAAGCCUGGUGGCUUGACACCACCCUUGAAUUACUAUAGGAACAUCUUCCGCUGGGUUCCUCUGCACAAGGAUAUACUGAUGCCCACCCUGGUGAUCUGGGGGGAGAAGGACACAUUCCUGGAGAAGGGCAUGAUCCAAACUUUGAUGCAGAACAUACGGAAGAGCAUCCAGGUGCACCUUCUGCCUGAAGCUAGCCACUUUGUUGCUGAGGAUGAACCUGAAAAAGUCAAUCAAUUUAUCUGGAAUUUCCUCCUGGGAAGAGAAUGUGAAGGAAAGACGGAGUAACUGUUUGGUGUGCUAAAGCCCUCCCUGCAACAGCAGCAGCUUGGAUUAACUCUGGAGAGUGUGGCCUUCCCUGUCUUGUUUGGGAUAUUUCUGCAGCUGCUUGCAUUCCAAGCCUCGUAUAACAUGGGCUUGCAGUAAAAACAGUCAACAGUUUAGAGCACCUGGUGUGGGACUCCCGUGUGGCCAUAAACUGCAAGGUGUCGUGUCCGGCCAAAGACCCUACGCCUCGCUUCCCCGGUGGCAUCGGCCAUCGAGACCCAUGGCAGGGCCAUGGGUCUGUAUCCUGUAUUCCUGUGUGUGCCUUGGCAUAGGCAGAUGGCGCUGAGCCCCAUGUCCACCGUUCCUUCCUCGCAUUCGUGUUUGCUGGCUUCUUGGGGCCUUGGCAAAUUGCAUGAUAUGAUCUAUAAAAGGCGGGGGAGGAGCUGCUGCUUUUGAUCAUGUUUAAAUCAUUACAAGAUAUGUAAUGAUUAUUAUGAGCUAUUAACAUACCAGGAGGAAGUUCCCUCCUAAUACUGCAUGUACCUGGAAGCGUGACUGUACCUACAAAAAUCCUGCUCCUGCCUGGAGCAGAGCGAAUGAAUUCUUCCGAGGAGAGGAGAGGGGGCCAGGAUUGCCCUCGUUGCGGGCAGGUUGUCCUGUGUGUGUGGUGGGCUGAAGCAAAGCAGUGUGCCACUCAUGCAGGAAUGCCUCCUAGCAGAACCUCACUUCCUUCAGGAAAGUCAGUUGGCGUUGGGGAAGAAUUGUUGCACAUUCUUAGCACUAGGAGAAGACUGGCUGGGGGCAGUGUUGCUAAAAGGGGAAAGAUGCAAUAAAUCAGGGCCUGAAGAUGGGGUGCCUUUUUUUUUUUAGGGUGGCAGGCAUAUUUUUUACUCGUCUAUAGCUGGUGGCUUACAUAUCUCUGAUUUAAGUAAACUUGCCUUCUCA
Messenger RNA from Varanus komodoensis (Komodo dragon), 2274 nucleotides. It is a transcript of the gene EPHX3, whose product is annotated as epoxide hydrolase 3. The record is from RefSeq and is a predicted model, not a curated record. NCBI's taxonomy places the organism in Eukaryota, Metazoa, Chordata, Lepidosauria, Squamata, Varanidae. The transcript is spliced from 8 exons. Gene Ontology annotation, molecular function: hydrolase activity. The coding region runs from base 229 to 1350 and encodes 373 amino acids.